AUGGCAAAGAAAAAUGGUCGAUGCUAUACUUGCGGAUUGCCAGGGCACCUUGUUAAGGACUGCCGUCGAGGGAGGAACCGAGAUGUGGAAAGGAGUCAGCAACCAAACCGAGAUUUCACUAUGAAUGCAAGAGAGGCGACGGAAUCGGAUCCGCUGAUAAGAGGAAGAAUGAGUAAACCGAGCAGCAACAACCCCGGCAGUAGUUCCGGCGACAGCAGCGCUAUACCCAAUUACCAAAAACUCUGGCAGUGGCGACAACAGAGGAGUGGCGAUGUCAGUGUGGCUUCCCGAUGGCCAGCAACACAGCGGUGCAGCCUCCAGCAGCUCGACGGGAUCAUUCUUUCUCACGGUUCUGAUUCUCCGAUGGCGACGUGA
Molecule: messenger RNA, 375 nt
Organism: Arachis ipaensis
Lineage: Eukaryota; Viridiplantae; Streptophyta; Magnoliopsida; Fabales; Fabaceae
Source: RefSeq, a predicted model, not a curated record